This is a messenger RNA of Xyrichtys novacula (pearly razorfish), 279 nucleotides long. The record is from the annotation of a GenBank genome assembly. NCBI's taxonomy places the organism in Eukaryota, Metazoa, Chordata, Actinopteri, Labriformes, Labridae.
AUGUCUCACUCAAGCCACCACAAUGGUCUCAUCUUUAUUCGCCUUAAGGGCCAAACAGGUGAAGAAAAGAUGGAAGACCAGAGCAGAAAAUGGAGAUCCUCAGACUUCGAACCCACAAAGGCUGAUGUGUCUGAUCCGUGUAGCAGCAACAUAUGGAUCCUUCCUCUUUCCCAGGUGAACUUCAUCGGUGUAGAUGCUCAUGUUGAUGGAAUUCUGGCCCUUCUGAUCAACAUCCAGCACACCAUCACGAUCGGGUUUUCCUCCAUUAGUCCAUGCUGA